Molecule: messenger RNA, 546 nt
Organism: Aspergillus ochraceoroseus IBT 24754
Lineage: Eukaryota; Fungi; Ascomycota; Eurotiomycetes; Eurotiales; Aspergillaceae
Exons: 3
Coding region: 1-546 (181 amino acids)
Source: RefSeq, a predicted model, not a curated record
AUGCGAUCUAUCACGAUGGGUCCGUCGGUACCUGAACCACUUUCUAUCCUACACACAAGACAACAGAUCAACGAGACAAUUCCAGUUCAUUAUUGGAAUCAAGAUGAGCAGUACGAGGUCUACCAAACCUCCACCCGAUCUCCGCAGUCCUACAGAUGCAUGAUCAAGUCCAUGAAGAGAAGUUAUUCAUCCCACCGAUCAAGAUGCUACAAAACCUCACAGUCCACCUUCUCUUCGUCAACUCGCGAUGUGUCAGACCUCCCUUCACUCUCCCUGAAUAAAGUCAACACAGUCGAUAGACGUGCUGAGGAGCGAACUCCCAUACACAUGCACCAGACAGAUCAAAGCUCUUCGACAAAGACAGAGCUUCAGGGCGAACUCUCUUUAUGGGCCUACCCGGCGACUCCUAUCUCUCUUCCAGCAAAUCCCAAUACGCAAUUGAUAUAUCCCAUUCUUCGUACUUCUUCCGGUAUAGCAAGAGUCACGGAGUUCCAGUGCACCUUGGCUAUGAUAGGUCUCGCCUCCAACUUAACGACUGCUCACUGA